CCCCUCCCUCCCCCUCCCAGCUCAGCUGCCUGCUCGGUGGAAUAAACAAGACGAUGUUGUCAACUCCGCUGUUCCCGGUGCUGCUGCACUGAAAGUACAACACGGAACACGGCGAGUGACGCUGGACACCUUCUCUAACCAAGCCCGCGACGACCUGUUGUUUGAGUUCUCUGAUCAGGACAGACCCCGUUUCUACGCGUCGAGAAGAAGAGGAGCUCACAGGCUGCGAUGCCUCUGCUGUUUCUGGAGAGGUUUCCAUGGCCCAGCCUGCAGACCUACACAAUCCUGAGUGUGGCUCUGCUCGCGGGCAGCAUCUUCAGCGCCUACAACACUGUCACUGACCCAGGCUUUGGGGCCUUGGAAGCCGAUGAAACCCAGGCUGCCCCAGGGGUGGAUCUUGAACUUCUGAAUAAUGAUUUUAGUGACACGGAGCUGGCGACCACUGUGCUGUGGUAUCUUGCCACUGACAGUCUCUUUGUAUGGGUGCUAGUCAACACAUUCUGCUGCUCUUUGAUGUUAUUCGCCAAAAUGAUUCAGUACGUGGUGUUCGGCCCACUGAGAGUCAGCGAGAAGCAGCACCUGAAAGACAAGUUCUGGAACUUCAUCUUCUACAAGUUUAUUUUCAUUUUCGGCGUGCUGAAUGUGCAGACAGUGGAGGAGGUGGUCAUGUGGUGUUUGUGGUUCUCUGCACUGGUCUUUCUCCACCUCAUGGUUCAGCUCUGCAAAGACCGAUUUGAAUAUCUUUCGUUCUCCCCCUCCACUCCCAUGCACAGCCAUGUGCGAGUGCUCUGUCUGCUGGUCUCUCUUCUGUUGGACUGCUGUGGCCUCGCUGUGGUCUGUGGUCUGCUAGGAGCAUCCCAUGGCAUGCACACUCUCUCCUUUAUGGCAGCCGAGUGUCUGCUGGUGACUGUGCGUACUGGGCAUGUCAUCAUGCGGUACUCCAUUCAUCUGUGGGAUCUUAACCACCCAGGCACUUGGGAGAGUAAGGGGACUUAUGUCUACUACUCAGACUUCAUCAUGGAGCUGGCCAUGUUGUUUCUGGACCUCAUGCACCAUAUCCAUAUGCUGCUUUUUGGUAACAUCUGGCUGUCCAUGGCGAGCUUGGUCAUCUUCAUGCAGCUGCGGUAUCUCUUCCAUGAGGUCCAGCGUCGCGUUCGCCGACACAAGAAUUACCUUCGUGUCAUCAACAACAUGGAGGCCAUGUUUGCUGUUGCUACUGCCGAGGAGCUGACAGCUAAUGACGACGACUGUGCAAUCUGCUGGGACACCAUGCUGACGGCACGAAAACUACCCUGCGGCCAUCUCUUCCACAACUCUUGUUUGCGGUCGUGGCUCGAGCAGGACACAUCAUGCCCAACAUGUCGGACAUCCCUGAACAUCAGUGGCGAUAGGGGCCCAGCGAGAGGCCAGCCGCAGGGCGCAGGUCUGGGGGACAACGCCGGCCCCGGAGGAGCCGCUCCAGAAGCCAGACCACACAUCAACCAUCACAACCACUUCUUCCACUUUGAUGGAUCUCGCAUUGCCAGCUGGCUGCCCAGUUUCUCAGUGGAAGUAAUGCACACCACCAAUAUCCUGGGCAUCGCUCAGGUCAACAACAACUCCCAGCUCAUGGCCAUGGCCCAUCAGAUCCAGGAGAUGUUCCCUCAGGUGCCAUCCUACCUGGUGAUGCAGGACCUGCAGUUGACCCGCUCUGUGGAGGUCACCACUGACAACAUCCUGGAGGGACGCAUCCAGGUACCCUUCACAACACAGGCCAUAGAGCGCUCCCCUAUACAGGGGAACAAUGCAGGAGAGGAGCAGGCAGGGUCCAAUGGGGCAGCAGAGCAGGAAAUCAACGAGGUAGACAGCCUGGAGGUCAGAGGAGGUCGCUUCUCUAAGUCUGCUGAGGAAAGGCAGAAGAUGCUAAUGCAGAGGAAAGAUGAGCUGCUCCAGCAAGCUCGCAGGAGAUUCCUGAACAAGGGUCCAGAGGAUCAGGACGAGGAUUUGCCUGGACUGGAGGAGGACAUUGUCCCAGAGUUGGACUCGAGUGUCCUGAGACGUAGAAUCGUGGCAGCAGCUGCAGAGGGACGCAUGCAGAUCCAGCUAAACCCCUCACCCUGAUGCAAAGAUUGGCUUCAGCUGAAGAGCCUAAAACAUCAUCAUCCCAUGAGGCAAAAACAGAGCUCCUUCAACCUCUCCCCCGUCAAUGGUCACCAUCUAUUCAACCCUCUAAUUAAAAUGCAUUGCAAACAUGGCCUUUGGACCGUUCUGAGCUGCCUAAAUUAGGUGGGACUACUGUGAAUAGCCUCUGCAUCACUGAUACAAGCCUGAGUAUUUGGAGCAUUAUAUAAAUUGAUGGGUGCAAGUUAAGAAAUGCAAUGCUGCAUUGCCCUUUACUCUCGUGCCAUACAUUGCUACCACCAGCUUCCAUAGAGUCAGUGUCUGCUGUGGGAGAUGAGCAUGCUUUGUAUUCAGGAGAUCCAAGUCUUUCAUGAGGAGGGUUUGAAGGUGUUAUUAUUAUUCGAAAAAGCUACUUUUUGGGUCCUUGUUUGUUUUCCUUUUAAAAAAUUGUUUUUCACACUUUUUGCUCAUGGCCGAAAGCUUCGUAUUGUGGACGGAGAAACUCGGCUGACGUAUUUUUGUGUUAUUUUACGAGUUUCAACUGUGAAUCAAGUGUAGGCUUAUUUCUUACCUUUGAGUAGGAGAAUGUCACUUUAGUAUUGUUCAGCCUUUCAGUCAAAUAUGAAUGUCUCUAUCAAAGCAAUGCUGCAGUGUUGUUUUUGACCCAAACGGGUUGUUCUGUAUUUAGUGUGUAUUAACACCCAGUGCAAAUAGGUUUUCAUUUGUUGUCUAACACAAGGAGGGAGUUCACGUGUAAUUAUUUGUUUUGUAAAACUGGCCCCAGAUAAACAGAGGGGAUAUAUCACAUUUUGUACACAAACCAUAGUUCUCGUCUUUUUCAUUUUCUUAUAUUACUCACUGCUGUUGAGUUGUGAAAAUAUUCUUGUCAGUUGAGAAUUGCCAACCAGGUCUGAUUUCUUUUGAACUUGUGCAGAAAUAGCUAAGUCUGUAGCAGUUGGACUUGCUCCUCAGUAUUUCGAGGAUGUUUUGCUGCUUUUUCAACAGUGUUCAGAACGUUAGGUGACGCCUCUUGGAUGAGCAGCAACAUGAUCUCAGUAACUUAACACAAAUCACCAUGUGUUUGCUAAUUAUAGAUCUAAUAUAUAUUAAUCAGGUGAAUGACUGAGAAUCUUAUUGAAGUUUUGGAGGGGGUGUUUUUUGUUUGUACAGCCUUUGUCUACUCACAUUGAGAAGUGCUAACUGAAACAUACCAGCAGGGAACAUAAUCAUCCUCUGCUAAAAGACUUUUUACAGAAAGUAACUUGGGUGCUGUCAAUUUACACUGAAUCUGUAGCUGGUUGAGACGUGUUGACGGACACAAAGACGGACACUGACACUGUGUGUAUUAUAAGUGUUUGAUUUCUUCGAUUACUGUGCGAGGGAAGUUGGGGGGGAGGUUUGCAUGAAUCCAGACAAGUGCUUUUGUUUGCUUCCACUUUAUCCCAAAGAGCAGCCCACAAACUUCCUCAAGAAGCUGAUGUGUUGUGAUAUUGAUUGUGUGUUUUCAUUUUAUUGCUCAAACUCUGUUUGGGGGUGUUGUAACAAAUAUUGGAUUUAGAUUUCAAGUUUUCAGUUAUUUAAAUAUUAAAAAAAAGGACGGUUUUAUUUUCAUUUUCAGUUUGUCUUCCUGUUCCUUAACAUCUUUGAAUAUCCAUGAUAUAUUUUCCAAAUCAUGGGUUAUCUUUCAUAACCAUGUCUUAUUUAAUCAAAACCUAAAUACCUAUUUGGACUGAGCUUUCCUGUAAUUGUGUGCCUAAAUUAAGAAUGGUUUGGUAAUGGAUGAUUUCUGUAAAUCUAGUUUUUGUAAAAUAUGUCAAUACAAAAGACUCAAUAAAUAGAGCUUCUACGGCUUUUUAACUAAA
Messenger RNA from Platichthys flesus (European flounder), 3962 nucleotides. RefSeq names its product E3 ubiquitin-protein ligase AMFR-like. Gene Ontology annotation, molecular function: ubiquitin protein ligase activity; ubiquitin binding. The transcript is spliced from 14 exons. The record is from RefSeq and is a predicted model, not a curated record. Gene Ontology annotation, biological process: protein K48-linked ubiquitination; ubiquitin-dependent protein catabolic process; endoplasmic reticulum unfolded protein response. Gene Ontology annotation, cellular component: cytosol; endoplasmic reticulum; ubiquitin ligase complex. The coding region runs from base 229 to 2100 and encodes 623 amino acids. NCBI's taxonomy places the organism in Eukaryota, Metazoa, Chordata, Actinopteri, Pleuronectiformes, Pleuronectidae.